UACGACACACUCCUGCAUCCUCUGAUCAACAUGGGUGUCGUAUACAGCGUAGGAGAAGUCGAUCAUUUGUACACGUUCUUCGUUGAGUGGUCUCCAGAGAGCAUCUACAGUAAACACAGCAGAAAGACGAGCUUAGUGAAGGUCCACAGGGAUACACUGACUGUGAUUGACAGUUUACUCAAGAAUCCCGCCUCCAAGAACUGGCAGAUCAUCACUGUGAACCCGCACAAGCGUCGUCUGAGUCUCUGUAGCUCCACAGACCCUUUAUCUGACGAUCUGCUGCCAGUUUUAACAGUCCAAAGUCAAAUUCUGCAGGAGCAUCAUCUUGAACGACUGAUGAAUCACAUUCCGGCGCGGACUCAAGAGUAUCCGUGGAAAUUGCUGUAUAGCACGGCGGAGCACGGCAUCAGUUUGAACACGCUGUACAGACACAUGGCAGACGUAGACAGACCUGUUCUUCUGGUCAUCAAGGAUACGAACAACCAGGUUUUUGGAGCGUUCUCUUCCGACCCCUUCAAAGUGAGCAGCUACUGUUACGGCACCGGAGAAACGUUCCUGUACAGCUUCUGUCCGGAGUUUCAGAUAUUCCGCUGGAGUGGAGAAAAUUCCUACUUUGUCCGAGGAUUCCUCGACUCGCUCCAGAUGGGAGGCGGAGGUGGACACUUUGGCCUGUGGUUGGAUGCUGACCUGUAUCACGGCUCGAGUUAUUCAUGCAACACUUUCUACAACCAGCCGCUCUCACUCCAUCAUGACUUCACCAUUCAGGAUCUGGAGGUGUGGUCCUUCAUGUGAAGAGAAAUCAAGACUCUUCCCUGCAUGGCCAAAGGUGUUGGCAAACACAGCUUCAUUGCAACGAAGAUUUCCAGCUCUGAAACUGCCGUAACUUGACUCCUAACUGAAACGGUUACAGGUGGAUCAGUAAAACAGGUUGGGGCAGGAUUACCGUUUGGAGUUGCUAUUUUCAGUAACUGCACAAGUCAAUGUCCCCUGAGUGAAAUCUGACAACACUGACAAUGCUGAAAAGCAUAACUCAAGAUCUGUAAUGGUGGUUUGAAGUGUCUAGAGUGGCACAUAAAUUCACUCCUGGACAUGGACUAUUUAACCUGGAAAAGUCACUUUGUGCAUUGUCAGAUACUCCGUGUCUUCACUUUAAAAUGCACUUAAUAGAGGGCCGAUGUUUACAUGUCAUACUACUAAUUGAUUUGUGUCCAGCAAUCAGAGCAUUGACGAGAAAGAACGUGAUAAUGACGGAUGGAUGGGUGCGAUUUUGCUACAAAUGACUGUAUUUUUGUACUGUAUUUAAAUAAGUUGUUCGAACUAUGUAAAGUAGUCAAAACUAUUGUAUGCAUCUGUGUUUCUCAUGCAGUGCUGGCAUUGCAUUUGUAAACCUUGAUAUGUCUAAUAAAAAGCAUUGC
This is a messenger RNA of Xyrauchen texanus (razorback sucker), 1415 nucleotides long. RefSeq names its product nuclear receptor coactivator 7 (gene ncoa7a). Lineage: Eukaryota; Metazoa; Chordata; Actinopteri; Cypriniformes; Catostomidae. The record is from RefSeq and is a predicted model, not a curated record. The transcript has 7 exons. Bases 31 to 792 code for a protein of 253 amino acids. Gene Ontology annotation, biological process: regulation of transcription by RNA polymerase II; response to oxidative stress. Gene Ontology annotation, cellular component: nucleus.